Lethenteron reissneri (Far Eastern brook lamprey) is the source of this 9323-nucleotide messenger RNA. Its product is annotated as CLIP-associating protein 2-like. Gene Ontology annotation, molecular function: microtubule binding. Gene Ontology annotation, biological process: establishment of mitotic spindle localization; mitotic spindle assembly. Gene Ontology annotation, cellular component: spindle microtubule; microtubule organizing center; basal cortex. Lineage: Eukaryota; Metazoa; Chordata; Hyperoartia; Petromyzontiformes; Petromyzontidae. The record is from RefSeq and is a predicted model, not a curated record.
AGUCGCUAGGAUCAUCUGUGGAAGCUCCGCAACGGUGGUUGAACGCUGAACCACCACCAGUCCAUCAUCUCCAUCCUCUUCCCCAUCCAAUCCUGCCCGACCACCUCGAUCACCUCCUAUUCCUCCAGCCCCUGCCCCUGCCCCCCCACCAAAAAGAGAUCAACAUCUCUCCAUCAACAUCACCAUCACUGGCAUCAGCAUCGGCAAACGCGUCCAGUCCUGCCAUGGUGGUAGGAGGCGGAGGAGGGAUAGAGAAGAUGGAGGAGUGGGAAGCCGGGAGCAGAGGAAAGGUGUAACAGACAAGACAGCCGGACAGACAAGACAAGACGCGCAUGCGGGCGGACGGGCGUGCGUGCGUGCGAGGAAGAUGGAAACAGCCUCGGCAGAAAUUAAAGAUUAAGGGGAUAUUUGGGCAAAGCUCGCGUUGUGCUGCUACGCCUCCCAUCCUGCCCGCCGCUCUGGACGCAAGGAAGAUCGCCACUCCCGGAAACUGGUCCAAGACCCCCCCGGGCUCGCCGGCACAUUUGAGAUUAAGGACACACGCCCGCCCAUAGAGAGAGAGAGAGACAGACAGACACACAGAGAGACAACACUCACGGAGGCGCAGCUGCUGAGCUUAACGUGGGCGGGACGCUUGGGUGUGCAGCGCGGUUAAACCCUCGUCAUCAUGAAGAGGCUCAUUUGCAAGAAGAUCUGCUCCUACAAGGCACACGAGGAGGAUGAGCCGGUGGAGGGAAAGGGAGCGCCGGGAGGCAAGGCCAGCCGCCGGGGCCCUGGGCAGGGAGGGGCAGGCCGCAGGCAGGGCCCCUGGUCGGCAAAGGCGGCCACAGGGCGGGAGGGUGCUGGAGCGGUGGAUGAGGAAGACUUCACCAAGGCGUUUGAGGACGUCCCCUCCGUGCAGAUCUAUUCCAACCGCGACCUCGAGGACGCCAUGAGUAAGAUCCGAGACAUCCUGUCGGACGACAAGCACGACUGGGAGCAGCGCGUGGCCGCCGUGAGGGAGGUCCGCUCGCUGCUCGUGGCCGGAGCCAUCAAGCACGAGGGCUUCCUGCAGCAGCUGCGGCUCAUGGACCCGGCGCUCAAGCUGAGCGUGCGUGACCUCCGCUCGCAGGUCGUGCGCGAGACCUGCAUCACGCUCGCGUACCUGUCGGCGUUGCUGCGGAACAAGUUUGAGUUCACGGCGGAGGCGGUGCUGACCGGGCUGUUUGCGCUCGUGCCGAAUAGCGCCAAGGUCAUGGCCACGUCCGGGCUCGUGGCGAUCCGGCUCAUCCUCAAGAACACGCACGCUCCGCGCCUCACCCCCAUCGUCUGCUCCAACGCCGCCUCCAAGGCCGUGUCGGUGCGCAGACGCAGUUUCGAGUUCCUGGACCUCAUGUUCCAGGAGUGGCAGACGGCUGCGCUGGAGAGACACGUGAGCCUGCUGGUGGACACGGUGCGCAAGGGGAUCACGGACGCAGACUCGGACGCGAGACUCGAGGCGCGGAAGGCCUACUGGGGGCUCCACAACCACGCCCCCGGCGCCGCCAAGGCCAUGCUGACGUCGCUGGAGCCGUCGUACCAGCGCGCCGUGACGGCGCAGCGCGGGGGCGCCCACCCCAACGGCUCGGGCCUCCUGCAGCCGCACUCGGACCGAUCGUCGAGCAGCUCCCAGGAGAGCCUCAACCGCCACCUGGGCAAGAGAGGACUGCCCCACAACGUACACAAGGCGACGACGACCAAAGUGCCGGCCGGCGCCCGCAAGCCCCCGCCCUGCGCGCCCGGCGCGAUGCAGCGCUCCCGCAGCGACGUGGACGUGGGCGCGGCACACAGCGCCAAGGCGCGCAUGGCGGCCGGCUCGGGGGGCGCCUCGGCCGUGGGGUCGGGGGUCGCGUUGGGCCGCGAGCGACCCCCGACAGCACCGGCCCGGCACCACGUGACGAGCAGCGGAUACGCGGCAACCAUGAUCAUCGCAGCUCGCUCGACGGAUAGGUUGAAGGAAAAUUCUCAGGGCCAAAUCACUACCACAUCAACCACCACCAUCACUACCACCUCCACCACCAUCACUACCACAUCAACCACCACCAUCACAACCACCAUCACUACCACCACCACCAUCACUACCACCUCCACCACCUCCACCACCUCCAUCACCACCCUCACUACAACCUCCACCACCACCAUCACUACCACAUCAACCACCACCAUCACUACCACCUCCACCACCAUCACAACCACCUCCACCACCACCAUCACAACCAACAUCACUACCACCACCACCACCAUCACCACCAUCACGUCACCAUCACCGCCGUGUUCCCCAGGCAUCCUGCACAAGCCGGGAGGCGUGGGCUCUCUGGGCUCUCCCGGCGAACGGCACGGACGCCCAGCGGCGAAAUCCGUCUCCCAGAACCAGCGCAGCCGCUCCAGCUCCCCGGGCCGGUUCCUGGCGGGGAUCGGAACGAGGGUGUCGCGUGGGCCCCGACCCCCGAUCCCCGCGCCGGCCUGCGCCCUCCCCGCGCCGCCGCUCCUGUCCCAGGCCCCCCAAGCGGGGGCAGGGGGCCCCUCGGGGCAGCGGGGCAGCCUGAUCCCACACAGCCUCGGGGGCAGCCGAGACUCCAGCCCGGCCAGGCUCGGGCCCUCCGUUCGGGAGAGCCGCAUCCCGCGAGUGAGCCUGAGCCAGGGCUGUAGCCGCGACACAAGCAGGGAGAGCAGCCGCGACCCCAGCCCCGUGCGAGCAUUCGCGGCGCUCUCCCGCGGGAGCCGCAUCCCGCGAGUGAGCCUGAGCCAGGGCUGCAGCCGCGACACAAGCAGGGAGAGCAGCCGCGACCCGAGCCCCGUGCGAGCAUUCACGGCACUCUCCACGCGACAGCAGUCCCGCUCCACCAGCGCCCUCACCAACAGCUUUGUGCCUUCAGACCCCUACUCGCUGAUGCAGAGUCGGGGAAUCUCGUCGUCCGUGAACGCGAUGCGAUUCCUCGACCCGGGGUCCGACGUGGAGGCGGCUGUGGCGGAUGCGCUGACCGGAAGCACCAGAGCCAAGCGCAAGCCCGUGCGCCGCCGCUACGACGCCUACGGGAUGACUUCGGACGACGACGCGAUGAGCGACGCCUCCAGCGCCUGCUCCGAGCGCUCGUGCGGCUCGCGGGGGUCGCGGGGGGCUCACGGGGCCCCCCUCGCGCCGGGGGGGGCCCCGGGCCCCUACCUGGCGCGCCAGGCGGAGGACGUGGCCGACAUCCUGAACCGCUGCGCCAGCUCCAACUGGGCGGAGCGCCGUGACGGGCUGCUGGCGCUGCAGGCGCUGCUGCGGGCACAGCGCACGCUCAGCCGCGUGGAGCUCAAGCGUCUUUGUGAAAUCUUCACGCGAAUGUUCGCCGAUCCGCACAGCAAGAGGGUGUUCAGCAUGUUCCUGGAGACGCUCGUGGACUUUGUGCUGACGCACCGCGCGGAGCUGCAUGACUGGCUCUUCGUGCUGCUCACUCAGCUGCUCAAGAAGAUGGGUGCCGACCUCCUGGGCUCCGUGCAGGCCAAGGCCCAGCGCUGUCUCGACGUCACCAGGGAAUGCUUUCCCCCGGACCUGCAGUUCAACAUCCUCAUGCGCUUCGUGGUCGACCAGACGCAGGUGCUUAACCUCAAGGUGAAGGUGGCAGUGCUCAGGUACAUCUGCGCGCUGAGCCGCAUUAUGGAGCCGCGGGGCUUUGUGAACGCGAGCGAGACGAGGCUCGCCGUGUCGCGCAUCAUCACCUGGACCACGGAGCCCAAGAGCUCGGAAGUCAGGAAGGCGGCCCAGGCAGUGCUGAUUGCGCUGUUCGAGCUGCACCCCCCGGAGUUCACGAUGCUGCUGGGGGCACUGCCCAAGACGUUCCAGGACGGGGCCACUCGCCUUCUGCACAACCACAUCAAGGCGGCACCCAAAGCCGGGGGCAACCAGGCGUCCGCGAGCGGAGCUGCCCACCGUGCCCCCAUGCGCCCCCCAGCGAACAGGGUCAGCCCCGUGACCUCGCCCUCCGCCUCCUCCCAGGGGACCGUGUCUCCCGGGACGAGCGAGGCGGACGGGGAGGCGGCGGGGGAGGAGUUCUACCGCUCCCUGCGAGGCGUGUCGCAGGCGAUCCAGAGCUACAGCUACCGCAGCCAGGAGGACCUCACCGAGCAGUCGGCCGCCAACGCAGCCGCCGGGCGCGAGCAGGGCACGGGGGCGGCAUUGGGGAGGGAGGGCGAGGGGGGGCGGGACACCCCCGACAGGUGGACCCCCGGCCGCUCGUCCCUGGCCGAGCUGCUGGCCGAGCUGACGGGCCCCGGCGGGCGCCCCGAGGAGCGGCGGGCCGCGCUGCGCGAGCUGCAGCGCGCCGGCCGCGAGGAGCCGGCGGCCGCGUGGGAGGAGCACUUCAAGACCGUGCUGCUGCUCUUGCUCGAGACGCUCGCGGACGCAGACCACGUGACCCGCUCGCUGGCGCUGCGAGUGCUCAGCGAGUUCCUGCGUCGCCAGCCCACGUGCUUCCGCAAGUACGCGGAGCUCACCAUCAUGAAGGUCCUGGAGGCACACAGAGACCCACACAAGGAGGUGUGCCGCGCCGCCGAGGAGACGGCGUCGGUGCUGGCGGCGUCGCUGCCCGCCGAGCAGUGCCUCAAGGUGCUGUGCCCCAUCGUGCAGACGGCCGACUUCCCCAUCAACCUCGCCGCCAUCAAGAUGCAAACGCGCGUCAUGCAGCGGCUGCCGUACAACGCGCUCAUCCAGCUGCUGCCCGACAUCAUCCCGGGCCUCUUGCAGGGUUAUGACAACGCGGAGAGCAGCGUGCGGAAAGCGAGCGUGUUCUGCCUCGUGGCGAUUCACACUGCCAUCGGAGAGAGCCUCACCCCCUACCUCACUCACCUGUCUGGCAGCAAGAUGAAGCUGCUGAAUCUGUACAUCCAACGUGCAGAGAGCAAUGCUGGACCAGGCUCGCCCGGGUCCCCGGCUCUCAGCCUCUCGGGUCAAUGCAGCUGAUGGCCGCUUCAUCGCUUCAGCACCCCCUGUCAGCUGGGCAGCUCCCGAUAUUCAACCUAAGUUUCAGUACCCUCCUAUUGGCUGGACAGCUCCCCACCCACCAACUCUAUUUCGUGUCAGCACCCCCUAUUGGCUGGACAGCUCUCCAUACCGAAAACAAUUCCUGUUUAACACCCCCUUUUUGUGUGAUAGCUUUCAACACCCCAGCUGAAUUAUGUUUCAGAACCCCACCUAUUGGGUGGACAGCUACCCCACUACCGAGUGUACUUUCUGGUGUCACCACACAAUAAUCCCUCACUUAAAAAGUACCCACGCCACGGGUAUGGAGUUGAUGACGAUUGCAAGCACGGCCCGAUUAUAAAUCACGCAAGUGUCGUUAUUAUUGGGCACACGUUGUCCGUAAGGGCAAGUUCUGCUCGGGUGAGCUAUGGGAAUUCGAAUCAGCACUGACAUUACAUGUGUUUGAAUACAUGGUAAAUAUGCAGCGCAAACACACGCUAUAAUACAGCGCACGAGCUCUUAGAAUGUAGCAGAUGUCAAUGCCUGGAAUAAGGGCGUAAAUUAUUAAACAAACUCCUCUUCCCGUACCUUCACGGUGCCAUUCUGAACAGAAAGGAUUCGUUCUGAAAACACUCGUGAAUUCAAUUGUUUUUGCAAUUUGGGGGUCAUAUCUUGGUAUUAUUUUAUAGUUAUACAUCUAUUUAUCAGCUAAGAUAUUUCACGUUCAGAAUCCCUGCAGACGGAACAUCUCAAUUGCAAGGUGUCCACACGCAGACAAACACAGUAUAUACACAAUAUACCGUGGCGUGUAGGCAUUUCAUUUUUUUUAUCAUAACGCCUCUUUACUCAGCCCAGCCUCACUUGAGUCUCAAGCACUCCUUUCUUGGAUGGUCCUGCCAAUUCGUUUUUUUUGUUGCAGUAGGGCACAAUGGUCGCUGCUAUGUGCAAUCCCACUUGAGUAGCUUGCAUGUAUAUUGAUCAGCAUUGGGAUGUUUUAGCCAAUACCAGUUACAUCGUACGGAGGGGUUUUUUUUAGCUAUGGGAGGAAACAGGAGAACCUGGAGGAAAUCCAUGCAGAAUAGGGGGAGAAAAUCCAAACUCCACACAGAAUCGCCCCAGUCACGAAUUAAACCCAUCUAUGGACUCGAACAGGACGAAUGUACAAUCUCCAGCGGCGUGAAUAUUCAGAAUCUGUAGCGGUGUGAAUCUCCGUGACACACAGCCGUAUGAAUCGAUAUUGGCAUGGAUUUGUAAGGCUGCGUGGAUUUAUGGUGUGUACACAGACAUUGGUAUGGAUGUCAACUAUAGAGCGCACAAUCUAUACCGCGUAUAAUGCUAUGAAUACAUAAAUCUGGACCAUAUAAAUCUAUAUUAAUCUGUGGACUAUGUAGGGAUGUGCAGCUACUAACGUUUCGACAAAAUUACCAUUCACUUAAUGCGGAUAUUCCGCAAAUCCAAAUGGCAAAAGCUUUUCGGGGAAUUUUUUUGUACAAGUGCAUGCCAGAUGAACCUCGGGCGAAUAUGGAAAUAAAUAGGAAGCGUGUCUAUACAACAGUCAAGUGCACACGGUGUGCCCCUCACACGGUGAUGCCAGUGGUAAACACAGCAUCCGUGGCAUUCUUUCUGCUGCCGUUAUAUCGUUCAAAUCAAGAUUGCCGUUAUGUCUUGAACCGUUCAUCGUUGCACGCACGCGGUCGAAGAUGUGUCAAGACUUGCAGACGCGAUGUGGGCAGUGCCAACCACUCGAGCUUGAGGAUGACCGGGAGCGCCGUUCGUCCACCAUCGUCGUGAGCCCAGAACAUCAUUCCGCUGUGGAUGAAACAACGCGGAACAUUUUGUGGGAAGCAAUCGCAAGUGACUCGCGAACAUACUUGCCCCGGUCAUGGGAAUGUGGAUGCAUAUUCACCACUGGUGGAUUGCAGACACUGCAGCGAUAGCAGAAACAGCAGCAGCAGCUAAAACACAUUCCUUGUGCGGAGGGAGCUGGUAGGAACGCUGGGUUGCUCAGUCAAUGGCCAGGGUCAACGGCGGCGUGGUGUAUUCCGCAAAUAUGCCCGACUGUGAGGGCGGGCACAAACCGGCGUGAGUAGGUUAAACGUUGAGUUUUAUAAGGGCACCACAGGGUGACCAGCCCCUCCCCACCCAGCCCCGCCCUCCCCACCCAGCCCCUCCCUGCACGACGGACGGACGGACACAAUAAUCCCCUGUGGGCUGGUGUAACCAGGAGGUUCCUACCAGUCAAAUCUCUAUCAGCUGGCUUAGUACCAGCGGCAGUAAUGGCACUCGUAGUUGGUGUGUUGGUGGUGGAGGGAGAUUGUGGGAGAAGACCCAUAAUGAAUAGGCAUGCAACUACUCUACAAAACUCUCUUGCACCCUCCUGCAUCCCACCCUCACAAAGAAUCGACGAAUCGUAACGAUUUAACAAUCGGCUUUAAAAAAAAAUAACCGACUUGCUGUGAUGCGUCCAGAGUUCCAUCCCCACGCGAUCCACAAACUCAUUCAUUCUUAGAGAGUUGUUUCUUCACAGAGGCUGGCGUGGUGGCAAACGUAGAGUGCGCGAAACACAAAGAAGCAAGUGGAGGGUCCUGCCAAAGUGGAGACGGAGCGAACUUUUUUUUGCGUGUGGGUACCGUGACUUUAGCGGUAGAUCGAGACUGACUGACGGAUGCUGCUAAAGUAUAUAUUUGCCGUAUUGUGUCUCUGUGAUAAUAUGAGGGUCCAGACGAUGACGUGAUGUAAUCGAUGUUAAUCAUCGAUUACAUUGCAUGGGCGACUAAUCCCAGUCGGUUUCCUUUCGAGCGGCCCCUUGCAAUGCGUCGUUUUUGCUGGAAUUUGGGGCCGGAGGUGGAACCGAGACGCAACGAACGAAUCAACAGAGCCCCCUGCUCACGAUCGGCGAUGAUUAAUCGAGAGUAUCGGAUUUCCACGGGUGAACACGCCUGUACCCGCACACAGCCUCUAAGAGAUUAACAACACACAAGUUAGAAAUCUCGCUUAUUUCAGCUCUUCAUCAAGUGUAUUGUCAUUGGCUGGGAACUUCGUGAUUAUACUGCGGAUUAUAAGACGUACCCGGAGAGUGAGACUCACGGUAUUAAUACGGUUAUGCAAGUGUCGUCUCUCACACAGAUACAGACCGGAUUAAAAGAUUAACCCCCAAACUUUGUUUUCAAAUACAUGGGGGUAAUUCUAGAUUUGAAGCUUUCGUGACUGCAAGGAUUCAUAUUCUUAGUUUUUUUUCGGUAAAGUCACGUAGGUAAAAAAUGUAAAUGAAUAAAAGUAAAAUAAAAAAUAAAAAUCACGACGUUUCGGAGGCAACACAAGCCUCCGUCAGGUGGUAAUUUUUUACCUACGUGACUUUACCGAAAAAACCUAAGAACAUGGGGUAAUGUCCGUCUUAUAACCCGGAGAAUGCGGUAGGUGAUGCUUUUUUUAUUGUAUGAGGAUGUGGGGGUUGGAGGAAUGAGGAGCGAACGUAAUUCGCACCGAAUCGAACUAAUUUCAACAUUUCGUAAUAAUCAGAAUAUUUGAAGCUGGAGGAAUCCGACGAAGCCACAAAGCGCUUCGACCACAAGAGGUCAAAUUAACAUUCGUGACCACGCCCUCUCACGACUAGCCACGCCUCCGCCGCGCACCGUCAGCCAAUCGCGAGGCGGCUUCGAUCGGCAGCUCGACGGUGAUUGGCCGUUGGCUGCACGGUGAGCGGAGAAGUCGCACGCGAUUUUAUUUUUGUUUUCUUGGUUCUUUCGCUAAAGUCACGUAGAAGGAAAAUAAUAAAAUAAAAAAAAUUUUCUUGGUUCUUUCGGUAAAGUCACGUAGAAGGGAAAUAAUAAAAUUAUAAAAAUAAAACAUAAUAAAAUAAUUCUCACGACGUUUUUAUUAUGUUUUAUUGUUUUAUUAUUUCCCUUCUACGUGACUUUACCGAAAGAACCAAGAAGACGAAUCCCUGCAGUCACGAAAGCUUUGAAAUCGAAAUUAAUUUUUGUUCUCCCCCUUUUCCAGCCUCUGAGCAAGCGGAUAUCACCGCAACAAGCAGAUCGAUUACUUGAACCUUCACAUCGACUGAUCGUCAUCCAAUUCAACGAUCCGGUUAAUUUCAUUUUUUCCGAGCCGAUGGGACCGAGCGCGACUGAGUUGCAUGCGACAGCGAUCGCUUUGAAAUGAGCACACGGGGGGGGUCUGGAGGGAGUGAGGAUUAGGAUGGGAUGGGAUGAGGAGGGAUGAUGAUGAUGAUGGAUGUAAUUGCGCGAUGAUCCAUGGCUGCCUCGUCAUCUUGGCGGUGAAGGGGAACGUUGUUGAUGGUUGCCGGGUGAUUUGUACAUCGCCCUUCCUCGCGCGAUUAAAUUGCUCGUUUGCACAAAGAUGA